UUCACCACAUUUGUCCAUCCAUCUGUCCAUCAGGUGAUGGAUAUUUGGGUUGUUGCUACUUUUUGGCUAUUAUGAAUGAUGCUAUAGAUAACAUUUAUGAACAAGUUUCUGUGUGGACAUGUAUUUUCUUAUGGUGUCAUUUUCUUUCUCUAGUACAGCUUCGCUACUCUUCACCUGUGCUGUUGUUGUCAGAUACAUUCCAUUUCUAUAUGUUGUAGGCUGACAACAUAUAUAUAUAUACACACACACACGUAUGGUUUUAUAUAUACAUAUAUAUGGUUCUAUAUAAUUGCUUUGAAAUUUAAGAGAAAAAAUGUAUUUAUGCUGUCUUUUAUAACUAUAUUACAAUUUCUGGUACUCUUUGCUUUUUUUUUUUUUUAAACUGGAUCCAGAUUACCAUCUGGAGUCACUAGCUUUCAGCCUGAAGAGCUUCCUUCAGGGUUUCUUGUAAGGCAGGUUUGCUAGCGAUGAACUGUCGUUUUUGCUUUUUUAGUCUGUGGAUGUCUUCAUUUCACCUUGACUUUUUGAAAGGUCAUUUUGCUGGAUGUAGGAUUCUUGGUUGACUGGUCUUUUUCUUUCAGCUCUUUGUAUGUGCUGUCCUACUGCCUUCUGGCCUCUGUGGUUUCUGAUGAGAAAUCAAUCAUUAAUCUAAUUAGGUUCCCUUCUUUCCCUCCUUGUCUUUCAACAUUUUUAUUAUGUCCGUUAGUUUGUGUUUGUCCAACUUGGAGUUCAUCGAGCUUCUUAGAUGUGUCAAUUUGAUGUUUCCCAUCAAAUUUGGAAGAUUUUUUGUCUGUUUCUCAGGUUGCAUAAUUUUUAUCAGUCUGUCUUUAAAUUUGCUGAUUCUUCUGCCAGUUGAAAAUCUCCUGUUGAGCCUUUACAGUGAAUAUUUCAUUUUAGUUAUUAUAUUUCUCAACUUCAGAGUUUCCCUCUGGUUCUUUUUUAUAAUUCCUGCCCCUCUGUUGAUAAUCUCUAUUGGAUGGCACACUGCCAUCACACCUUCCUUUACUUCUUUACGCAUAGUUUCCUUUAGUCCUUUGAACACAUUUACGAUGACUGCUUGGAAGACUUUGUCUGUUAACUCUGACAUCUGGGCCCUUCCCAGGAAGAUUCUGUUGCCUGCUUUUUCUUCUCUUUGAAUUGUACUUUCCUGUUUCUUGGCAUAAUUGCUUGGAGUUUUUGAUGGAAACUGAACAUUAAAUACUAUAUUGCAGUAACGCUAGCUACUGCUCCCCUCCCCUCCAAGGGCCUGUCGUCAUUGUUUGCGUGUUGGUUUGUUGAGUACCUUGGCUGGACUGCUCCAGGGAAGCCUUGACCCCCACUUGUAAAGUCUGCUGUCGUUCCCGUGAGGGCGCCGCGCCCUGGGAGCCAGCGGAGCUCUGUGACGGUCACUUUCUGUGGCAGCUCUAAGUUGUUGCCUCUCUUGCUGCCACACCCACCCAGCUGUUGGCUCCCCUCAUUGCAGGAUGAUUGCUGUCUCGUUUUCGACAAUUUAUAAUCAAUGUGCUCUGCAGUCUGGUCUCAUCCUAUUUGGGCCACUUUGCAGAAGUCAUUUCGAGGCCAGUCUUUGAGUCUCUUCUGAUGCCAGGGGAGCCCUUUUAGCUGUCUUUUCUCCCUGAUCCUCUCUGGUAAACUUCCAGCUGGCCUGUGGUUUAACCUGUUGCUCUCAUGAAGCUGCCAGCUUCCUCUUAGUUGCUUACCUCCAAAACCUUCAUAGUUUUCAAGAGCAUCCUUAGGCUUGAAUUCCCCACAUUCUUUUUAAAGUAACGUCAGUUCUUGUUGAUACGUCUCUAAGUCUCUUUUAAUUUAUAUGUCUCCAUUCCCAUCCUCUUUUAUUAUGAUUAUCUGUUGAAGAACCUGGUCGGUUGUCCUGUGGAGUCUCUCUCUGCAUUGUCUGCUAACAUGUCCUUUGCUCAUCCGGUAAAUCCCACCUGACCCGGAGUCAUGAGCAGAUUCAGAUCCUGUUGGUUCGGUUGGUUUGGACCAGACUCUUGCUAGCAGGAGGCACAGAGUGUCCGACUUGUCUGCUGUGUGGUGAUGUCAGUAGCCACUGAUGACCACCUAGGGCCACUAAUUCACUAGAGGUUACAAGUAGUGAUGUUUUAAUUCUGUAAGUCCUUUUUUUUUUUUUCCACUAAUUAGCCAAAAUAAUUCAGUAAAGAGAAUCUUCCCCCAUCUACUUUUUGGUUACCCAGCAUUACCAUUUAUAUAAGAGAGAGGAGGUCACUGAUGGCUUAUUCUUCCCAAUUAAUUCCCAGUUUCAAAUCAGUGAAUUAGUUCACUAUGAGUUCACUAGCGUGCUUCAACUAUGACCAAUUAGUUUUUAUUUUUAUUUUUGGGACAUUUUGAACUCAUGGAUUUAAGCUUGUUUCAAUUCACUAUAGAUACUAUUUAAUAUUAUCUAAUAUUCCAUUUGUCCCAUCUUUGGGAACUGGGAACAUCUUCAGAUGACCUCCUGAGUCCUUCUGACCUUACAGUCCCAGAGGCCUUAGUAUCUCUGAGGGCUCUGUUGCUGUCUAGUCCGAGCAGGUGUCCCAGCCGCUUGUGCACAAGCCCUUCCCUGGACCUGAAAUCAGCUGCUUCUCCAAGAUGCCCUGGUUCCUUUCAGUGGAAAGGGGUCUUUGAGGACCACCGUCUCACAACUAGCAGUGCUCAUGCAUACUGGCUUACUCAUUUCUGUACAAAGUGAGGAAAUCUUUUUAAAAUAAAAUUGAUCUUGAGUUCAUAUUGAUAACUUGCCCUUCACUUCACUGCUGUAAAAUUACCUCCUGAGAUCUUUCACCUGUGCUGUCUUCCUCCCGAGCUUAGAAUCCCGGUUGUCAGUACCCUCGGAUCUGACGGAGUAUCGUGUGAGGCCCUCAGUGGUCUCAGCACAAGACCAGCACCAUCGCUAAUAUCAGAGCAAAAGCAAUUUAAGGUGGGGUUUUUGUUUUGGGUUUUGUUUUGUUUCAGAUCAAAGCACCUAAUGUAAGAAAAUUCUAGAAGGAAACAAAUAAUAAUGUUGGGUGGAAAUGUUCUUCUGAGUGAACCCGGAAGCCAUCAGUGAAUGGUUGGUCAAGAAAAGGUUAAUACAUCUCAUCAAAUUAAAAAGAAAAAUUGUAUACAACCAGAAAUUGCCACAAUCAAAGUAAAAGCUUUAUAAACUCACACUAGAGUGUCUAAGAGACUUGCACCGGCACUGCCUGUCCCGGGUAGACUCUCCUGGUGACCCCCCAGCCCCCAAGACCUGCAUUGUAGCUUCUGAGGUCUGUGGGCCAGAUGCUCUCUUUACAGAUGACAAAAUUCUGAGUUUCUUAUCCAAAGCCUCCCACUGGAUGGUGGCACAGCAGGAGCCUGAGCCCAGUGUCCUGACGUCACACCCGUUCUCCUGGCAGGAAUUCGGAGGCUGGCCAGCCACUGCUGGCCUUGGACUUGUUGGUAGGCGGUGUCUCGCUUGUCAGAGUUGGUUAUGGAACUUGGCCCGGCUGGACCCAGCCUUGUUCUGCUCUCCCCAGUAGAGGCACCUGCUGCUGCUCAGGAUGCGUGGAGAAGUCUGCAUCAGCUUCCCUGUGGGGCUGCGUGGACUGCUCUGACUGCAGCGGAGCAGGGCCGCCAGAGAUCCACCCUCACCCUCGUUCAGCAGGGUGACCGUUGACCUCACCAAAGUGAACAUCCCUCGGCAUCCACCCCACACUGUGAAACGCGUGGUGUUGAGUUUCCUGCGUUAGUGCCUCUCCCGCGUAUUGUGUGCUGCUUUUUAGGGAGGCACCAGGCUCCGCAAAAAAUGAUUCAGUGUUUUUACUGACGUGAAAAACAACGAUGUGGUUUCCGUCUGAAUCUACACAGGACGGUUUGAAGAGAUGGGUGACGUCAGACGUCCAAAGUAUAUUCAACAGACUGAUCUGGCUGCAACACUAUCAAUAGGGCUUGGUCUGCCGAUUCCAAAGAGCAGCGUCGGCAAUCUUAUAUUCCCAGUUAUAGAAGGAAAGCCAAUGAGGGAACAACUGAGAUUUUUACAUUUAAAUACAGUACAGCUUAGCAAGUUGUUGCAGGAGAAUGUUCCAUCAUAUAAAAAAGAGCCUGGGUUUGAGCAGUUUAAAGUGUCCGAAAGGUUGCACGGGAACUGGGUCAGACUGUACUUGGAGGAGAAUAGCUCAGAAGUCCUUUCCAACCUGGGAAGCAAGGUUCGCAGGCAGUACUUGGACGCGCUGAGGGCCCUGAGCCUGUCCCUGAGCAGACGAGCAGCCCAGUAUGACGUCUACUCCAUGGCGGUGGGGACCGUCCUGGUCCUGGAGGUCCUCGCGCUGCUUCUGCUCAGCGGCCCCCGGGCACUGAGCGGCAAGGCCGAGCUGGACGUCCCUCUGCCGUCGCCCGCCUUCUCUCUGCUCUGUUACCUGCUGCCCCUGGGCCUCGUAGCGCUCCACGUCACCGUGUGCACCUCCGCAGGCAGAACGUGCUACCUGUGCAGCCUCCCGUGGCUGACGGCAGGCGGAGUGAUGGUGCUGAUUUCCACACUGCUCUGCGCAGUCCUGUCUGCUCUCACCGGGAUGUUUGCCGGCAGAAAGCGUCUGAGUAAGAAUCCACCUCAGUGCAACUCAAGGUGGUCGGAGUUAGAUCUUCUCAUCUUGCUGGGGACCGUGGGCCACACGUUGAGUCUGGGCGCAAGCAGCUUCAUCGAAGAGGAGCCCCAGACGUGGUACUUCCUCGUCAACACGCUGUGUCUAGCUCUGUGCCACGAAAUCUACAGAAACUGCUUUCUGGGAGACGACUGUGCGCCUCAGAGUUGCCCGCACGCGGGAGAGGACUUUGACGGGGUCGCAGCGGCCCCACAGGGCAAGAGCCCUGGCCCUGACGUGUGGGAGCUCGACAGAGCGUCCAGGCACCCCUCUCCCCUGGGAGCGCUCAGAGGCCCUGAAAGGUGGAUGAUGCUGGCGAGCCCGUGGCUGAUUCUGACCUGCUGCCGGCUGCUUCGGUCACUGAACCAGACGGGUGUGCAGUGGGCCCACCGGCCUGACCUGGGGCACUGGCUCACCAGCUCUGAUCAUAAGGCUGAACUGUCUGUUCUGGCCGCAGUUUCCCUCAUCAUGAUUUUUGUGUUGGUUCAGAAGAGGUGCUCCCUGGCAUCAAAAGUGGCCAUGGCGUUUGGCCUGCUGGGCGUCUAUUGCUACAGGGUGGCCAUUGGAAAUCUGCUGUUCCCAUGGCAGCAAAACAACAAAGACAUUUCAAAGGGCAUCACCGAAGCUCGUUUUGUUUAUGUCUUUGUCCUUGGCAUUCUGUUCACGGGCACCAAAGGCUUGCUUAAAUCUCAGAUCACUGCUGAUGACUUCACAGUCAAGACCGUGGGCCUCUGGGAAAUAUACAGCGGGUUAGUUCUGCUGGCGGCGCUGCUCCUCAGACCUCACAAUCUUCCCGUCUUAGCCCUGAGCCUCGUCGUCCAGACCAUCAUGACUCAGUUCGUCUGGCGGCCCCUGAGGCACGACGCAGCUGAGGUCACCGUGAUGCAUUACUGGUUCGGUCAAGCGUUCUUCUAUUUUCAGGGAAACUCCAACAACAUCGCCACCGUGGACAUCUCAGCAGGCUUCGUGGGCCUGGACGCCUAUGUGGAGAUCCCAGCCAUGCUCCUGACGACGUUUGCGACAUACACGGGGCCUGUGCUGUGGGCCAGCCACCUGGUAAACUUCCUGACCUCAGAAGCCAGCAGCGGUUCGGCGCUGAGUCAUGCCUGCUUCUGCUACGCACUGAUUUGUUCUAUUCCGGUUUCUGCAUAUAUCAUUUUUGUGACAUCCCUGCGUUAUCAUUUAUUUAUAUGGAGUGUGUUUUCUCCAAAACUUCUCUAUGAGGGAAUGCAUCUACUCAUCACAGCUGCUGUCUGUGUAUUCUUCACAGCCAUGGACCAAACCAACACAAAGUCUUAGACUAAGUUAUUAAAAAGAAUAUAUUUUUUAAACUUUACUGUUUACUUCAUGGAUUUGUAUAAUGAAAGAAAUCUGUUUAAAUGCAAGAUCAUUCUUAAAAAAACAAGGUGUGAAUUCUAUAAUGUUGAUAAUAGUUUCCAUUUCUUUGACUACCGUACUUGAAUUUAGGUUAAAUAGUAAGUGGUUUAAAAAGGUCAUUUUGAAAUACUUAGUUUGGAUACGAAUUGUAUUCCCCUGUUGACAAUCACUCCAGAAACUUCUGAACUUUUAAUUUCCUCUGGAUAAGUUACCCAAAUAUAUCUGUUUACACUGAAGAAUAAAAAGUUUCCAGGUUUGUCACAGUGCACGGGAGCCUCGGAGGGCCUGGGGGCUCUGUGGGACAGGGCUCAUCUGCUGCCGGGGUCCCCUCGCAGAGCUCAGGAACUACCGGGGUCCCCAGCUGCUUGGGUUUAUGUGGGCUACGUCUGUCAGCAUUUAUGGCAUUUAAAAUUAAAACUAAGGCAUUCAAAAAUAUGUAUUCAUUUGAAAAUAAGGUUAUAAACCCAUUGUGUGUUAAUAUAACAUUUUAAAGAAAAAUAUUUUUUCCAAAACAAAAAUAUUGAGCGAGGAGAGUGGCAUUGCUUUACAUUUUUGUAAAUCUAAUGUCUGACUUAAUUGAAGGUGGUUGCAUUCUGCAUCUGUCUGUUGUGGUGUGUGUGUGUGGUUGCAGCAGUCGCACAGAUAUGUCAUUGGAGAAGGGAAGAGUACUUUAAUAUCCUUUUCUGAUCAUCAUGGAUGUUCUUUCUUGAUACUGCACUAAAAUUGGACCUGUGGUAGUUUCUUAAAGGUUAGUUGGAGAAAGAAGAGAUGAGCGUGUGUAAAACAGGUGAAGACCUACUCAGGUCUCACCUGAGUGAACAGACUGGCACCCAUGUCCGCUGCCAGGUUUGACAAGGACUGUGGCCAUGUUAGGUACUGUUGUUGGGGAAAGCUGGGUGAAUUGUACGUGGGCCUCUCAGUAAUAUUUUUAUAACUUGUGAGAUUCAAACUUUUCAAAAUAAAAGUUAUUUUAAAAAAGAA
This is a messenger RNA of Orcinus orca (killer whale), 6950 nucleotides long. RefSeq names its product phosphatidylinositol glycan anchor biosynthesis class G (gene PIGG). Gene Ontology annotation, biological process: GPI anchor biosynthetic process. The record is from RefSeq and is a predicted model, not a curated record. NCBI's taxonomy places the organism in Eukaryota, Metazoa, Chordata, Mammalia, Artiodactyla, Delphinidae. Bases 3837 to 5891 code for a protein of 684 amino acids. The transcript is spliced from 9 exons. Gene Ontology annotation, cellular component: endoplasmic reticulum membrane.